Lathyrus sativus (Indian pea) is the source of this 1884-nucleotide messenger RNA. NCBI's taxonomy places the organism in Eukaryota, Viridiplantae, Streptophyta, Magnoliopsida, Fabales, Fabaceae. The record is from the annotation of a GenBank genome assembly.
AUGACCGCUAUCAACCUAAUUAGUAAUUGUACCAUGAAACCUUCCUCAAGAUUUCUCCUAAUUGGUAGAAAGAAAUCAUCUUUUCUCUCAACAUGUCACCACCAUUCUCUUACAAUGUCUAAUAAACCUCUUGUUCUCAAUCUUAACAACAAAACCACGCACUACCCUUGUAUCUUUGAAUUCGGACGCCUAAUGAACGGUUUUCAACAAGUUUUACGGUUACCCUCUUGGAAUUUAUGCCAUUCAAGAACAUGUAUCAGGAUAAGAGCAACCAAAACAGAAAGAGUUUCUUGUAUCGAUGGAGUGUCCUUCAAGGCACGUGAAUUCUCGAACUCGGUUGAGACCAAGGCUAGAGGAGAUGAAGAUGAUUUGAAGGAGAAGAAUUGUGAUGGUUUGAAGAAUUUUGAUGAGGAAGAAACUGAUGUGGAGAAAGAGGCAUGGAAAUUGUUGCAAAAAGCACUUGUUACAUAUUGUGAUGCACCUGUUGGAACCGUUGCGGCAAAUGAUGAAGCGGAUAAAGACUCGCCUUUGAAUUAUGAUCAAGUUUUUAUCAGAGACUUUGUUCCUUCUGCUCUUGCUUUCUUGCUCAAAGGAGAAAAAGAGAUUGUCAAGAACUUUCUCCUUCAUACCUUGCAACUCCAGAGUUGGGAGAAAACAGUGGAUUGCUAUAGCCCGGGACAGGGCUUGAUGCCUGCAAGUUUCAAAGUUAAAACUAUGGAAUUUGAUGACAAAAAGACAGGAGAGGUUUUAGAUCCUGAUUUUGGAGAAUCGGCCAUUGGUCGCGUUGCUCCAGUCGAUUCAGGAUUGUGGUGGAUCAUUCUGCUUAGGGCUUAUGGAAAACUCACUGGUGAUUACACCUUGCAAGAAAAGUUAGAAGUUCAAACAGGCUUACAAAUGAUCCUUAACUUGUGUUUAUCAGAUGGAUUUGACAUGUUUCCUUCUCUAUUAGUAACUGAUGGAUCUUGCAUGAUAGAUAGAAGGAUGGGUAUUCAUGGCCACCCUCUUGAGAUUCAAGCAUUAUUUUACUCGGCUCUUCGCUCGGCUCGCGAAAUGGUUAUCGUAAACGAUGAACAUAGUAAUCUGAUUGGCGAAAUCAACAAUAGACUAAGUGCAUUGUCUUUUCACAUUAGAGAGUAUUAUUGGUUGGAUAUGAGAAAGGUGAAUGAAAUAUAUAGGUAUAAAACAGAAGAGUACUCUUUAGAUGCAACUAACAAGUUCAACAUUUAUCCAGAACAAAUUCCAAUGUGGUUAAUGGAUUGGGUUCCAGAAGAAGGUGGUUAUUUGAUAGGAAAUCUACAACCUGCUCACAUGGAUUUUCGGUUUUUCAUGCUUGGAAAUCUUUGGGCGAUCGUUUCGUCUUUAGGUACACCGAGACAGAACAAAUCUAUUUUGAAUCUUAUAGAUUCGAAAUGGGAUGAUCUUGUGGGUGAAAUGCCGCUUAAGAUAUGUUAUCCUGCCUUGGAACAUGAAGAAUGGCGCUUAAUCACCGGCAGCGACCCUAAGAAUACUCCUUGGUCAUAUCACAAUGGCGGAUCUUGGCCUACCCUGAUGUGGCAGUUUACGUUAGCAUGCAUCAAAAUGGGAAAGACUGAUUUAGCCGAAAAGGCAGUUGGUUUGGCGGAGAAAAGGCUUCCGUUUGAUUCAUGGCCGGAAUACUAUGACACGAAAACAGGAAGAUUUGUUGGAAAACAAGCAAGACUUUUUCAAACAUGGACAUUAGCCGGGUUUCUUGCAUCUAAGAUGCUUUUGAAGCAUCCUGAAAUAGCAUCAUUGUUAUGUUGGGAUGAAGAUCUUGAUAUUCUUGAAACAUGUGUUUGUGUACUCAAUAAGAGUGGUAGGACAAAAUGCUCUCGUGAUGUUGCAAAGUCACACAUUUUAGUAUGA